Cavia porcellus (domestic guinea pig) is the source of this 780-nucleotide messenger RNA. Its product is annotated as keratin-associated protein 13-1-like. NCBI's taxonomy places the organism in Eukaryota, Metazoa, Chordata, Mammalia, Rodentia, Caviidae. The record is from RefSeq and is a predicted model, not a curated record. Bases 73 to 600 code for a protein of 175 amino acids. The transcript has a single exon.
GCCCAGACUGUGACAUUGAAUCUCAAAGAGCCUUCUCGUUAGUUACACUCAGCUGAACUCACACCUGCCAACAUGUCCUACGGCUGCUCCUCUGGAAACUUCUCCUCCCGCUCCUGUGGGGGCUACCUGCAACUCCCAGCCUCCUCCUGCGGCUCUUCCUACCCCAGCAACCUGGUCUACAGCGCUGAUCUCCAGUCUCCCACCAGCUACCAGCUGGGCUCCUCGCUCUACAGUGGCUGUCAGGAAACCUUCUGUGAGCCCACCAGCUGCCGGAGGUCCUGUGUGCUGUCCAGGCCCUGCCAGACGUCCUGCUACCGUCCAAGGCCCUCUGCGUUCUGCAGUCCCUGCCAGGGGACUUACUCUGGAUCUCUGGGCUUUGGGUCCAGCAGCUGCCACUCCAUGGGGUAUGGGUCAAGGAGCUGCUAUUCCUCAGGCUGUGGCUUCAGUGGCUUCAGACCCCUGAGUUACGGAGUCCGUGCCUUCCCUUCCCUGACCUAUGGCUCUGGGUUUUGCAGCCCAUCCUACUCGGUUACUAGAAACUUCCAAUCUCCCUGUUAUAGACCAACCUGUGGAUCAGGCUUCUGGAGAUCAACUUGUUGAAUUCCAGAAUUUUUAAACCACAUGUCUCACUUGACUUAGUUUUAGUUGACAUAUCAAGCUAUAAAAUUAAUGAAUAGAUUCAAAUAUCUGUAACUUUCAAAACAAGUGAUUCAUUAGUACUUAAAUUCUUCUUAUGAAAUAUAUAUCUGAGCUAAUAAACUCAUUCUUCUGUGCAUCCAA